Messenger RNA from Penicillium longicatenatum, 489 nucleotides. RefSeq lists its product as uncharacterized. The record is from RefSeq and is a predicted model, not a curated record. The coding region runs from base 1 to 489 and encodes 162 amino acids. NCBI's taxonomy places the organism in Eukaryota, Fungi, Ascomycota, Eurotiomycetes, Eurotiales, Aspergillaceae. The transcript has a single exon.
AUGUGGAAGAGCCUCAUCACCAGCGGCCAGCAGGCCACUAGGCGCAUUUGCCACCAACCGCCCAGCCUCUGGACACCGCCCCUAGGUCCAGCAAUGAAACUCCCAUUUAGCACCUCAUCGCGACCUCAGAAAGAUGCCGACAAUUCAAAUCUCAAAGACCGUGAGACGCUGAACCCCGAGCGAACAGAGGGCACCAAGUCCGGGACCGAUAGUGAGGUAGCCCAACAUCCGACGGCGUAUGAUCCGCACAAUACUGCGCCGGAAAGCGAGAUGGAGGCUGCAGGGAAGGAAAAGCAUGAGGAGGGCCAGGAUCGCAACCCUUUGAACAUGAGCGCUGCCAAUUCCGAUGUCAGUGCGUGGCGAGAUUCGAAAGAGGGGGGACCUGAUCGGAAUGUCGAAAAACCGAAUAUAAGCGGGCGAGGAUCAUCGAAGAAGAACCGGUCGAUACAUGUGAAGGAGGAUGGCACUCACGUCUCUUAUAAAGACUGA